This is a messenger RNA of Rhizopus microsporus ATCC 52813, 1908 nucleotides long. RefSeq lists its product as uncharacterized. Lineage: Eukaryota; Fungi; Mucoromycota; Mucoromycetes; Mucorales; Rhizopodaceae. Gene Ontology annotation, cellular component: cytoplasm; nucleus. The record is from RefSeq and is a predicted model, not a curated record. The transcript is spliced from 5 exons. Bases 126 to 1472 code for a protein of 448 amino acids. Gene Ontology annotation, molecular function: ubiquitin binding.
AUAAGAAUAAAAUGUGAAAAGUUGCUAUUUAUGUCAGUCACAGUGAAGCUUGUCUCUUUUCAAUAGUUUCAUUUUUUUCAUUUUUUCAUUUUUCUUUUUCUCUCUAUAAAAACAUUGUUUAUAAAAUGAGUUCAACAGAAAAGAAUGACGCCAAGAAACUCAAGUCCAAAUAUACCUCACAGUUAUCAAUGUUGAAAGAACUAUUUACAGACUGGACAGAAGAAGAUCUCUUAUUUACUCUUCAAGAUACAGACGGAGAUUUAGAAUUAGCAAUUGACAGAAUUAGCAUAGGGCAUGCUAAUCAAUGGGACGAAGUGAAAACAAAAAAGUCAAAGAAGGAAGCACAAGCAGUACCAACAACGACAGCAGCAGCUACAAAUACAACAACAGCAACAACAACGACAGCAACAACAAAUGUGAAUAAUGGUACAAAUAGGUCUAUACAAGAGAGUGCAUCACAUAAACCAAGGUCAAUGUCUAAGCAACAACAGCAACGAUCAUCAAUUGGCAGAAAACCUCUUGUUCCAUGGCAAACGACAACAAUGAAGAAAUCAACACUAGAUCAAUGGUCAACCCCAGUAAGCCAUGAUCCCUUGAAGGCGCCAUCGAGUAACAAAAAGCCAAAUAGUGCACCAAAGACAUGGGCUAGUUUAUUACAAGAAUCAAACCCUGAACCCGUGACAGAAGACAAGACUGUCAAUAAUAACAAACAACAAGAACAACCAAGAUCAUGGCUUAUGAAUGAUAAUAAAGAAAAGAGUACGACUAAAGAUGAUCUAUCGACACAUUUGAGUAAAUUAAAGCUGAAUGAAGAAAGGACAGAGAUCAAGCAAUCAAGCGUUUUAGAUGACUUAUUUAAUUCUGUUAAACCACAGACUGAGAAGACAUCAUCUCUAUUUAACUCAUUGGAUUAUAGCAUUUAUGGUGGCCUUGAUCAACAAUAUCGUAGUAAUACUAUGAAUUAUUAUGACAAUCGAUCUACUACUAUCAAUCCUGUCAUUACUGCAGCUACUCCUAUCCAUCCUGUCAUUACUCCCGCCACAACUAUCAACCCUGUCAUUCCUGCCGCUACUACCAUCAAUCCUAUCGCUACUACCACUACCCCUCCUGCUACAGUAAGUGGUAGCAGUAGCUUAUGGAGUGAUAAGCUGGAGGCAAACAACUUGUUUUAUGACCAACCACUACCACAGCAACAACAGCCCAUGUAUAGUAAUGCCUCUCAUUUCGGCUAUUAUAUGCCAGCACCAGCAGUAACCAAGUACAAUCAAAUAUAUUUGGAACAACAACAGCAGCAACAGCAACAGCCUCCACCCUCUUUCUUGGCCAACUAUUCAUAUUAUGACUUUUAUUCAGCUGAAAAGAAGCCCCAACAACAACAGCAACAACAGCCUCAGCAACAACAGCAAUCAACUCAGUAUUUUAGCAUGCCAAUGUAUCCUUAUAACCAACAACAACAGUACUGGAGUCAAUAAUAAAAAUGAUUUUAUUUAAAAUAGUCCUGUGUUAUUAUUGUUGUUGUUAUCGAAUGCAUAAUUUGAAGAUGAAGUAGAAGGAAUAUGAGCUGGUAUAGAAGAUGACCUCGGCCUUAGGUUAAGUAAACGUAUAAUAUAUCCUUGUUGCUGAUUAUAAACACAUUCAAAUUCACUUGAUUUUGAAUUAUUUAAUGUUUCGUAUAAUUCAAGCAUAUCAAUAAACGCUUGCUGAGAUUCAGCUAAUGCAUUCAUUGUCAAAUGAACUUGUGCUAAUAGUUGAUAACUGGGUGUGAUUCCGUACUUUGUUUCUGUAGCCUCAUUCAGUUUUAAAUAAGCUUCUUUGGCUUUUGACAGGAUGAACGUGCUUCGAUCAGCCUAUAAAAAAAAUUAAAGAGUUAAAAACAUGAUCAACCUUUGUUUGAUGAUAAUAAUAGUU